Molecule: messenger RNA, 851 nt
Organism: Odontomachus brunneus
Lineage: Eukaryota; Metazoa; Arthropoda; Insecta; Hymenoptera; Formicidae
Product: adipokinetic prohormone type 3
Exons: 3
Coding region: 493-735 (80 amino acids)
Cellular component (GO): extracellular region
Molecular function (GO): hormone activity
Source: RefSeq, a predicted model, not a curated record
UUCAUUCACUUUCGAUUAACUGUAAUCAAUCGUGCAAUUUGUCAUUUCACUGACGCAACAUGCUUGAUGUACAAUUACGGUACAUGCUGCGCAAAAAACGACUUCGGGAGAUGAUAAGGUCGCAAUUCGAAAUCAUAGAGACACAGACCGAUCGCGGCAUUCUCGAUCGGCCUCAAUUUCUUGUCUCUACUGAGUGACUCUGGGGUGAAUCUGUACUGGGGGUGAAACACGAGCAACAAUCCACCUACGAACGGCUUACGAGACGAGAAAUUUUUAACGUCGGCGCACUACGUUCGUCAUCCCUUUAGGAUAACGAUUGCAUUCUAUCGGGAUGUUGUAAUGCGCGCGCGUUGAAAAGCGAGGGCUCGGUAAUAUAUAAAAACAGCGACCACGUCUUAGAGCUGUCCUGAACGAGAUCCCCCGUGCAUCGGCGCUGUAUUCUGCGUGCUACGAUAAACCAUUCCGCGCUAAUUAACGCGAAAGUGUGUUAUCAUGUUCCGCAAGGCGCCAGUGAGCUUACUCGCCGUAGCGUUCCUGUUUUGUUUGAUCCUCGUGUCGAAUGCCGAAGCUCAAUUAAAUUUCUCCACCGAGUGGGGUAAAAGGAGCCAAAAUGCACGAAUGAAAUCGGACUGUCCGUCGCGAAGCACAUCGUCGUUGGAACAACUGUUAAAAUUGUACACGUUUAUUCAGGUCGAAGCGCAGAGGAUCUUGGAUUGUCAGAACUUGAACAAAUGAAACUAAGCAGACCGUCGCGAUCUCUCAUCGAACGGAGCCCUGCCGGAACCAGACGAGACUACAGAAAAUGACAUUAUUUGAAUAAACGUUAUAUAACACAACGAUGUGUCCUUUAA